Molecule: messenger RNA, 2058 nt
Organism: Pseudonaja textilis
Lineage: Eukaryota; Metazoa; Chordata; Lepidosauria; Squamata; Elapidae
Source: RefSeq, a predicted model, not a curated record
GAGAGGAAGAGGCCCGCCUGGCCUCGCCUCUCGCCGCGCCUCUCCUUUUCCCUGCCCGCCCCCCUCCCGGGACAGGAAGGGCGGCCCGCACAGGAUGAAGGCACGCUGACAUGGCUUUCAAAUGCAGAGCACAAACGUUGCAGGUGGUUGAUACCGAAUAUAGUGCGGACACGGUCGAAUGGUGCCCGGUAGAAAGCUGGCACAACAUCCUGGCAUGUGGCACCUACCAGUUGAAGAAACCGGAGAGUGAGCCUGGCCAAAGUUGUAGCAAGGACAGCGAAUCCCCUGUGCGCCUAGGACGUCUCUACCUCUAUUCCUUUGAAGAUCAAAUGUUCACACCGCUGACGGAGAUCCAAAGGCUGGAAACGGGGGCUAUAUUGGACCUUAAAUGGUGCCAUGUUCCCAUCGCAGGGCGGCCUGUUUUAGGCAUCGCCAAUGCCCAGGGAGCUGUGAAGCUGGCCCACUUGAUGGGGAGCGAGAAGAGUUGCAGGCUUCAUCCUCUCUGCAGUGUUGACCUGGGAGAUGAUUGCCUUGCUUUGUCGCUGGACUGGUCCACAGGGCGAGAGCAGUGCGGUCACCCCCUGCGACUGGUCAGCAGCGAUUCCAAAGGGAGGGUCAGCUUGCUGUCAGUGGACGAAUCCGGUACCUCGGUGCACGUUUUGGACCAGUGGAAAGGACACGACUUUGAAGCCUGGGUGGCUGCGUUCGACUACUGGAACACUCGUGUUGUGUACUCAGGUGGAGACGAUUGUAAACUACAGGGCUGGGAUACUCGGAGCAGCUCAAGAGCUCCUCUCUUCACCAGUGAGCGGCAUUCUAUGGGGGUCUGCAGUAUUCAGAGUCACCCGUUGCGGGAAAAUCUGCUAGCUACGGGAAGCUACGACGAACACGUCCUUCUCUGGGACACCCGAAAGAUGAAGCAGCCCCUGGCGGACACCCACGUGCAAGGCGGCGUCUGGCGCUUAAAAUGGCACCCGUCUCAGGAGCAGUUGCUGCUUGCGGCCUGUAUGCACAAUGGCUUUGCAAUCCUCCACUGUCCCAAGGACUUAGGUGAGAACCAAGAGAACUGCACGAUCCUGUCAUCUUACACCUUGCACAAUUCUUUGGCUUAUGGAGCCGAUUGGUCCAGGCUUCCCCUGAGCGACUCUUUGGAGGCGUCUAUGGCUAUGGUGACCAUUCAGGAGGACCAAAGAGCCAGCCGAGGGGACCUCAAAGGGCAGAACCUCAAGAUCAUUUACGAAUCCCCCACGGCCACCUUCGAUGUGCUGCUCGAGGAGGAAGAUGAUCAACCUCCCGUGUCUCCAUCGCCAGCAGAAGGUACCUUAGCCCCACAGGAGCCCUCAGGUGAUGGAAGAACUCCGGAUACCAAAGCAAACGGGGAUGUCCAAGCAGCCAGUGGCCAAAGGGAGACCAGCCUCUUAGCGACAUGCUCCUUUUAUGACAACAUUCUACACGUUUGGAAAUGGGAGGUCAGCCAGAGUGUCCCUCUGGCUUAAACCCACUGUUGGGGUGUGGAAGGAGGCCUCCAGUAUAUUCUGCCCUUUUUCUUUCUAUCCAUGGGGGUGUGUGGGGUGUGUGGGCAGGAAGCAUGCUGGAAACGACUUUGGAUAGGAGAAGCUCAAGAGUUGAACUGCGAGACUCUUGGGAGGCUCUCUGACCUUUUGUCGUUUACUUGCAGACAUUUCAUUACCAAACUAGGCAACAUCAUCGGAGCUAGAAGGGAGUGCAGACUGCUGUGUAGAGGACUGUAGAAUUCCUUGGUACUCUGAGCCACGUUUUCUUGCAGAUGUUUCGUGACUCUGACUAGGUAACAUCACCAAUGCUAAGGGUGGUGUUUGCUUCAGUUUACCUACAGUAGCUUCUCCUUUCGGUCUCAGUGGAGGUGUGGGUUUUCUCCUUGGAAGUUGUUGAGUAGGGUAUCCUUGUCCGUCUGCUGUUAAUUCCUGCUUAUUUAGAUAUUGGAUGCCGGGUGCUACUGUAGUUGCAAGGUAAGCUACUGAAUAUAAACAGGGAGCUCGUUUGGUACUUCAUUACCUAGUUUGGUCAUGAAACAUCUGC